Molecule: messenger RNA, 5310 nt
Organism: Plasmodium coatneyi
Lineage: Eukaryota; Apicomplexa; Aconoidasida; Haemosporida; Plasmodiidae
Exons: 2
Coding region: 1-5310 (1769 amino acids)
Source: RefSeq, a predicted model, not a curated record
AUGGAUUUAUUUACCAUCCUCCUUGUUUUGUUAAUUUUAUUUUUUAUAUUCGAUUAUAAUUUUUGUGCGAAGGGGUUGGUCUUUUCGAUUGGAAACAAAUCUCUGCGGAUUCUCAAGGGAUGCAGCAGCCUGGAGAGAGUUUACCGGAGCCCGCUUUAUUUGAUGCACCCACUGCUGCAACAGCUGUUUGUGCACAUCUUCUACAUUUACCUAGAAAAAAAGAAAACAUACGUAAAUCACCUCAUAUGGGAAAAAACGAAGCAUUGCAACGCAGAUAAGACAAAAUGGGAAGGAACACAAAACAUACCCCAAUUCAUAGGAACAACUGUUAGCCAAAUUAUAAAAUGGAUGCAAAACAAAUUGUGGCAAUUGUUCUUCCUCCUUAUUGAAUAUACACGUGUGUACGAGAAUAUUUGCCUCAAGUCAAAUAUCAACACGAGGGAAGUCCUAAAUAACAACAACUUUGGCGUUGUAAUUGUGGACUACUACCUGCCAAAUUGUACUGUUAAGAAGAAGAAAAAAAGUUGGGAAAAUUCGAAAAAGGAUAACAACGAAAUUGAUCUGUACGACUUGGUAAAUAUAAAACAGGAGAAAAAAAUCAAAUUAAUCUUAAUUGACCAGAAAUGGAAAACCGCGCUGAAUAUAGGACCUACACAUGAUGCCCAUGUGCAGUUUCUCUACCUGCAAGAUACGGUCCUGAUUCAGUAUUUCCAGUUUGCCUGCAUAUUUAAGGAGGAAUUUUUAAAAAAGUCCAGUGAACCCCAUGUGGAUGGAAAAGACACACCCCAGGGGGGGGAAGAAAAGCAACACGUUGAACAGAACAUAACAGAUGAGAACGAUGGCAAGUGUGCCACACAGGGGGAAGAAAUGGCCAUGAAGGAACAACCCACCAUAGGGAGGAGAGGCCACAUUCAGGGCGAACAAUUUGACGCGUGUAACGAACGAAGUGGACAUCAGAGCUCCCCCUCGGGGAAGUCAUCCUCUAUAGAAGAAUCCGCAGAAAUACGCACGGGUAGGAAGGAAAGUAGGCUAAAAGUAGGUUCACCAAAUUGCCCACCCGAACAGAAAAACAAGUUUGACGGAGACGGCAGCAGCGAAAACGCCGUGGAAGAUAAAAUAAGAAUCCACAUGAAUAAGUGGAAGUACAAAAAUGUGAAAGGAAUAAUUGUAAUCGUCCCGGAAAUAUUUUACAAUUAUCUAAACGUAGAAGAAGUAAAGAACGGCGUCCCCCUAUAUUACGUACUAGCGAAAGAUGUAAAAAUAGACUCCUUCACGGUUAUUGCAAAAUUGCUGGGAUAUAUUUGUGUGCAUGUUCAUAUUAAUAUAAAUUUUGGUUUGUCUAUUCCGUUCAUUUUUAGCAACAAAAAUGCCAACAUACUGAAUAUUGCCAAUGGGGAAAGUAGAAAUGGUGCCGCCAUUGCGGGGGGAAAGCCAAGCGGUAGUGUAGAUCAACAGUACCUCCAUGAUAGUGCUCACUUAAACAGUCGAAUGCAACCUCAAUCAGUUGUUUCAUCUUACAAGAAAGGCCAGGAUAGAGACCCCCUUUUGCGUGAGAAUUCCCUCCAUGAUGGGAAGAAGCGCGUGUCGGAAGACGACAAUGUUUCUAAUCGACCCUUCCAAAAGGUGGACAGCAGUGAUAGAAACAAAACUUCAUGUGAUGAUCUGAAUAUAGAUGCGCCAUUAAAAAGUUGUGCAAAUGUAAAAACGAGGGAGGAUGGUGAGGAGGUACAUGCUGGGGGAGGAAUAGACGCUCUGUUCAACGCGCCGCUUUUCUCAUGCCCAUUCUCCUUCUACAGCGAUAACUACAACGAUUUGAAUAUUGCCAUGGCACAUUUUAAGUCAAUUUUUAAAAAUCACAAUUUCGUUUUCCUUGCCUUCAAUGAUGGCACAAAUAUUCUGCUAAAUUACUUUUUGGAAAAAAUUUACAAAAAGAAAAAAAGCAAAACAGCGGGUGAUAAUGGCAAAACUCCCCAUUUCAAUUUGCACAAUGCUAGUCCAUACAAAUACCCCCUAUUAAAUUACAGAGCGAAGGGCAACGCUGACCAGAAAUUAGACUCAUCAAACAAUCACAGUAAAGAAAAAAAAAAAAACAGUUCCAAAAUUGGACAGACAAACAAAAGCGAAGAAGAAGGUGAAGUGAUAAAUCUGCAGAGUUAUAAAAAUAAUAUUAUGAAUAUUUUUUUUAAAGAAAAAAAAAAAGUCGAAAGUGAACACACAAAUGGGAAAAACUGCUUUAAGGAAAUCAAAAAAUGGCACAUUGAAAAUUUGAUACCUGACAUGAAAGUUCGAAAGGAUGAAAAUUCCAUUUUGCAACAUGACCAUGUGAAGGACGAAAAGGGGGGACAAGUUCCACCCAACAGCAGAAAGGUUAUGGAGGAAAAUCCAAAUGAUCCAUAUAAAGUUCCUUCCGAAGUGACAAACCUGCCUGUGAUGCCUACACAUGGGGUGGAUGACAAGGUGGAUGAUCGCCCCGUGAGUAGGCACCACGAUGUGGAGAAUAAUCGACCCGUGGAAGAACAAUACGAAGCUGAGCAGGACUACUCGGAUUAUACGGACUGCCAUCACGAAGGGGGAGACGAUAAAUCCGAUGAAAGACACACACAAGAAGGAAAAAGUGACCUUAAUAAUGACUCGACCAUUUUUUCAAAAAGAAAAAAAAAACAUAUGGAAAAAAUAAAAAAUAUGAAAGAAAAAUGGAAAAAGAAAAAAAUAGAGUCAUUUAUGAAUAUAUCUAAAUUAAAUUUUUUUAACAAAGGGAAAGACAUUUGGGGAAAAAACAACUUCGUGAAAGAGAGCGAAUUUAGCGCAGUUACUGCGGUCCAAGGGGGCAACAGUUUGUAUGAUGACAUGCUUAAAUGUAACCUUAAAAGUGACGGGAAUAAAAGCGACGAACAUAGCAAUAAGGAGGGCAAUCCCCAUUGCAACAGUAAGGACAAUGACCAACGGGCGAACCCCUCUUUGGCCCAUUUGGAGGCAGGUGAGGGGAAAAACCUCGUUGCCGAUGAGCUGACCAUCUCCCCAUGCACAAUGCGUGGUGAGAAACUUCAUAAUGAAGCAGGGGAAAGUGCAGUCGGACAGUGUGAUGAAAGCGGAGGAGAAGACAAAGAAAACCAUAAUGGUGAUCACGAUGGAGGUGAUGUCCACCCUCACAACGACGGAGAGGGACCCAAACCGAUCGAAGCCCCCCUCCCCGACUUUGACACAAGUUCGAUGAAAAAAAAAAAAAAAAUGUUAAAAAUAAACGUACUUGAUAAAUUCCGAAAUAAGGAAGCAAAGAUGAUGAAGGAGGGGCGAACGGUGGAGGACGCAUCAGGCAUUUCGCAAAAAUUUAGGUACAGCUUUUUCCGAAUAAAAAAUAAAAUCACAAGUAAUUUCAAAAACCCCGAAUGUAAGAAAGCACAGCAGGAAAAAAAUAUCUUGGACAGAGAUCAAAUGAUGAUCAACUCGUUUGUUAAAAAUAAAAAUGUACUACUUGCGGAAGAAGAAAGUAAUCAUUCGGAUACCUCCACAUGUGAUGAAUAUGGAAAAAAACACACAAAAGAAAUAUGUCUUUUAAUAAAUUUUUCCUACAAUAAUAUGUUUGACAUAUUUAAUUUUCCAGAUGAUUUUAAGGAGACGCAAAAAAAAAAGUUUUCCCUCAUACAUACAGUUUUUUAUUCUGUGCAUAUUUUUUUCAAAUCCUUUUCCACCCUCAUUAAGCAAAGGUACUUCUUCUCCUGCACGAGUGAAUUGACGAAGUUUUUCAAGGCGUCUUUAUUUCAUCGUGUCAGUUUUGACACACCAAAUAGGGGUGAUCCCCAAAGGGGGGGACGUAACCUGGGGGGCACCUUGCUCUUUGGACUGCCCACCAGUAGGAAGGAGACAGAACAACGCGUGAAAGGUGUUAAUAAUGGGGAAAUUCCUUUGGAUGGAAAUCCACAUGUUGGGGAUUUCCCAAAUUACCCCAUUAAACCAACUAAUGGGGAUGAUAAUCGCUCCUCCAUCAGCUUUGCUAAAACUAACCCUAAUCAGAAUUGCCAAAAUGAAAGUCAGUGCAAUGUUAUCUAUAAGAAGGAAAGUUUCCUCAACGUAGGAAAAACCACACGAAGCAGUAACAGUGAGAGUCUUAACAACGCCAAGCGUAGCAGUGGCAAUGAAUCCAUUCCGAAGGACAUGAAUGACGGACACCUCGAUAUGUGUUGCACACACAUGACAAAUGAGGAAGACAGUCAUCUCUUUAGCACCACCAACAAGAGUAGAGAAAGCGCAACAAAUCAGAGCUUCUUCAGAGGGGGUCAUUUCUUCUGGCGGAAUCAUCACGAUGGUAGCUAUUUGGGAGAUCAGUCCAUAAUCUCGCAUGUUCCCAUUUUGAGUGGAAACAGCCAUGUGGCACGCUCUUCCAAGCAGAGUGAGUACUGCUUCCGGGGGAACUUCUUCGAAGCAGACAUGGCCUUGUUGUGUGGUGAGGGUGAAGUGGGCGCCAAUUUUCCCAACGAUUGUGACUUCGCAAAUGGGGUGUCCCUCAAUGGUGGUCUACCCAAUUGUGGCUUACCCAAUUAUGACUUCGUCGUCCCUCAGGACGGCCUAACCAACGAGGGGGAUUCUCCCAACGGGGCGCCACUCUCGACGGAUGAACGCCGCUCCGCACAGAAGGAGGUGAAUAAAAUAUACGGGGGAAGUUCCCCACGGGACGAAUCCUUCGAAAGCGCAAUGAAAGCAUAUUUUAAUGCCAAGGCUAUCUACGACAAGUGGAAAAUAUAUUUUGAAGAAAAUAACUUCCAAGGAAACGCGCAAGAAAAAUUUUUGUUUAACCUUUCAUUCAUUUAUAACGUGUACAAUUACCUAGUAUGGAUAUACAUAUGCACAUAUUUUAACGAAGAAAGCUAUUUCAGCUUUUGUGAAAGCCAGAAAUUUUACCAAUUUAUGAAAGAAAUAAAUUUCCUUAAUGAGAAAAAAGAGUUUAAACGGAAUAGCAGUUUUGUGUCUACCAGUGACAUGUCUAUCAUAAUUCCCCAUUUUUUUUAUCCAAAGGAUUACAAAUUGUUAAAGGUUUUUUUGUACAUGUUACAAGAUUCAGCCAACCAAUUUAUUUCGAAAAAUAUUGAGCAUUUUCAAUUCCCCCUCGUUUUCAUUUUCUGCUCAGAUUCCAGAAAUUUCCAUUUCACCCAUUUUGACAUUAUAAAAAUUUCAAAAAAUAAUAACCUCAUUUAUUUGUUGUACAAGAGGGGCAAUGAGGGGUUGUUUUUGUCUGGCUUCAGGCCGUACAUAUGGAUACACAAAGUGCUCUUCGAUUUUGUGGAGUCCCUGUUCUUAUCGACUUUUGACGAUUAG